UUAAAAACAGAAACUUUAGCUGGCUGACUCCUUUUUUUCUUCCCUCCAGGCUUCUGAGGCUUGUGAAAAAAUGUGCUGUAUAUUUGAAGUGUUGGGUCAUGUGACCCAGCUUGGGUUUAUGAAUCAAAGUGCAUAAUGAUUUCUGAGUGAGGCGGACGGAGAGAGGGAGAGUGCGGAGGUGUACAGGCAUUAAGGAGGACAGAAAUAUACAUUCUGCUCUGCCUGUGCUGCUGAAGAGCUUCCGAAGAAAGAUACAGACUUGCUUCAGCUCUCUUUUCUCCCCCAUUGUGGCCAGUCUGUCCAUUCAUCCAUCCGGCAGACCCGCUCUCAUUUGUGUGCAUGCCCUCUGAAGUCCUCCCUCACCAACCACAUAAAGCUGAAAGAAGCCCCACCCACAGCGAGCCGGGCCACCGACUUGUCCUGCUCACAUCAGGCCUCACAGCUGCAGCAGCCAGUAGAGGGCAACGGUAAUCGGUGUGAGAUCCACGUGUCCGGCCUGGGAAACUGACGCUCCUGCUGCACGGAGCCGGAUUUACUCUCCGUUUGCCAUGGCGACCAAUCGGGAACGGCAGGUGGGCCACAUGACUGGCUUCCCACCGGCUGUCUACCCAUUCGCUUUCAACUCCAUCAGAAGCCACUCCCCCUUCGACCUGCUAGCCAAUAGCAGCCUUUUUGGCCGGUUUGGGGCAGACCUACCUAAGGAGAUGGCAGCACUUUCGGUGGAAACUCAGAGCUCCAGCUCUGAGGAGAUGGUCCCCAGUUCGCCUUCGCCCCCUCCUCCGCCGCGUAUUUACAAGCCCUGCUUCGUGUGCCAGGACAAGUCCUCAGGGUACCACUACGGCGUGAGCUCCUGCGAGGGCUGCAAGGGCUUCUUCCGGCGCAGCAUCCAGAAGAGCAUGGUGUACACCUGCCACCGCGACAAGAACUGCCAGAUCAACAAGGUGACCCGCAACCGGUGCCAGUACUGCCGGCUGCAGAAGUGCUUCGAGGUCGGCAUGUCCAAGGAAGCGGUGCGCAAUGACCGCAACAAGAAGAAGAAGGAGGUGAAAGAGGAGGUGGUGGUGCCGGAGAGCUAUGAGCUGAGUGGAGAGCUGGAGGAGCUGGUCAACAAAGUGAGCAAGGCCCACCAGGAGACGUUCCCGUCGCUAUGCCAGCUCGGCAAAUACACCACCAAUUCCAGCUCAGACCAUCGGGUGCAACUGGACUUGGGCCUCUGGGAUAAGUUCAGUGAGCUCUCCACCAAGUGCAUCAUCAAGAUCGUGGAGUUUGCCAAGCGCCUGCCUGGAUUCACCUCGCUCACCAUCGCUGAUCAGAUCACUCUGCUCAAGUCGGCCUGUCUGGAUAUCUUGAUGCUACGGAUCUGCACCCGAUACACACCGGAACAGGAUACCAUGACCUUUUCAGAUGGGCUGACCCUGAACCGCACCCAGAUGCAUAAUGCUGGAUUUGGGCCGCUCACCGACCUGGUGUUUGCUUUCGCCGGCCAGCUCCUCCCCCUGGAGAUGGAUGACACAGAGACGGGUCUGCUCAGCGCCAUCUGCCUCAUCUGUGGAGACCGCAUGGAUCUGGAGGAACCGCAGCGCGUGGACAAGCUACAGGAGCCGCUGUUGGAAGCUCUGAAGAUCUAUGCCCGGCGCCGGCGCCCCAACAAGCCGCACAUGUUCCCACGGAUGCUGAUGAAGAUCACAGACCUCCGUGGUAUCAGCACUAAGGGAGCCGAGAGGGCCAUCACGCUGAAGAUGGAGAUCCCGGGACCCAUGCCCCCGCUGAUCCGCGAGAUGCUGGAGAACCCCGAGGCGUUUGAAGAGCAGUCCGAGGCCGGCGAUGGCCCCGCCCCGGCCGCCCCGCCCGCCAUCACCAUCAAGCAGGAGCGGGAGGAAGACGAGGAAGAGGAGGAGAGCGUCGCUAAUGAGAACAGCAGCGAGCCGUCACCUGAGGAGGAGGAUGACGAGGAUGAGGACGACGUAGAUGAAGAGAGGGAAAGGGGAGCUGACAGUGACUUGGAGGCCUGGGGGGCGCUAGAGAGCGCUGGCGAGGUGCCCAAAGGCAGUAAAUGAGUCCAGCUACCCCUGAAAACUCUCAUCCUUCCUCAGCCUGCAGGGGGUGCUGAUCCUGCCCCAAGCAACUCCAACAGCAGACCCAGCACGUGAGAGAAGAAAACAGCACUCCCCUCCUGAACUUCAUGAGGGUGCAAAUAAGAUGAGCUUUCUCAGAAAAAAUAACAGUACAGUUUUUUUAAUCUAUUUUAUUUGAAAUAAUGCCAAAAUGUAGAAACACCAGCGCUGUGCACUGGACUCAAGGGAAAGCACAAGAUGUCUCACAAGGUCUUCUUCAGGGUGCAGUGCUUCAGGGAGCCACCAGGGGCCACUAAAGACAUUUGUAAAAUGAACCCACAACAUACCAUACAACCAAACUGAACAUGGUAAUCGUCUGUUGUUCAUGAUUCUUACAUUUGUUUAAUUUCCUUUAUUCUAUUUCGUUUAUCAUGAUAUAUUAUUUACCCAUAUAUCUAUAUAUCUUUAUAUUAUUGUCUUCGAUUGUCAUGUAUGGCUUGGUUUAUCUUUGCAAUAAUCAGUCUCUGGCUACAGUCUUUCCAAACACAGUUUGACAAUUCACAACCGACAAACCUCUUCAAUCUGAUGUCGAGCUCUUUUACGCUCUCAGUGAGGACUUAACAGUGAGGGACCUAGCUUGAAAAUGCAUGAUGGAAGAUCUUAAAUAGAGGCUGCAAUGACUUUCAUGGUUCAAAGUCUUUAUUUGUCAUAUUGUGUCACAUGGACACGACUCAUGCUGCCAGGUGGACAGUGUUUUGUUUGUGCCAAAAGCGGCUCUUUGCAAUGUGAGGUAAUCAGGGUGUCUGUCAGGGACGCGGGUAGCAUGCAGAGCCUCACGCGGCCUCACACGGCCUCACGCGGCCUCACACGGCCUCACGUGGCCUCUCGCGGCCUCACGCGGCCUCACGUGGCCUCUCGCGGCCUCACGCGGCCUCACGUGGCCUCUCGCGGCCUCACACAAGGACAAGCUGGACACGAAGAACCAUACAUCACAGCCAACGUGCACAGAACAUCAGCCAGCUCUCAAUCAGCUCCACCUGUGAGCUUAGCUGCCACUCCAUUGGCUGUUUGCAGUGUGUAUGGAGUUAGCAGGCACGUGUACAGCUUUCUCAGAGGUGACCGUGGAGGCAGACUGACGGCUCGUUCUCUGGGGAUUCAGUUACUUAUUCUUUCUGUCUCUCACUCUUGCAGACACACACAGCUACACACAUCCAGACCCACAGACACACACACAUCCACACACGAUAGCAUUCAGAUCGUCGUGGGGGCCGUCCUUUCAUUUCUAUGACAAAAACCCUAAUCCCAACAACAACAACCUUAAUUCCUACCCAGCCCUAACCUUAACCAUAAGUAACCAAGCAAAAUACAAAAUACACAAAAUACAAGGUAUUUUUGG
This is a messenger RNA of Paramormyrops kingsleyae, 3450 nucleotides long. RefSeq names its product retinoic acid receptor gamma a (gene rarga). Gene Ontology annotation, molecular function: nuclear glucocorticoid receptor binding; zinc ion binding; nuclear receptor activity. Gene Ontology annotation, biological process: cellular response to corticotropin-releasing hormone stimulus; retinoic acid receptor signaling pathway; regulation of transcription by RNA polymerase II. Gene Ontology annotation, cellular component: transcription regulator complex; nucleus. Lineage: Eukaryota; Metazoa; Chordata; Actinopteri; Osteoglossiformes; Mormyridae. The record is from RefSeq and is a predicted model, not a curated record.